AUUGCCACCUCGCUAUCAAGACGCCGAAGGAGAAUUCCUCUUGGAUUCGUUUCCUCUCGAGGACCAGAGGCUGAAUUCACUUGUAUCGCGCGUCCGUAGCUAGGGUGCCCCGCAUUUCUCCCUGAGACUCAGAUGAAGUUCAGAAGGCGUCUCUACUUCUCCAUUAUUCCAGAAUGGAGAGACCAGUACAUUGACUUUUCUGCCCUGGCUGGGCAAAUAGACGUGGUGAAGUCGAGCGUGAUCAAGCUGGCCAAGUCCUACACGCGGGUGAAGUUGUUGAUUGGGGACCGAAGGCCCAUAAACAUAGACAUUAGCAGUGUGAAGGAAGAGCAGAGGUUUUGGACGAUGGUCGAGGAGAAUUUGAGAAAGGUGGACGCCUUUCAUAACGCUUUGCUGAAGGAGUUUAUAGAGCGUUUUCACAUUUUGACGUACCAGGCGAUUCAGCUUGAUUUGAUAGAGGAGUUCGUGCCGUUUACGCGGGGACUGAGCACGCAGUUGCAGAGAGAGUUCCAGCGCCUCAGGCUCUCGGAGACGAUUGGGUUGUCGUCUACUCAGGAGUUAGAGUACAGAAAGUUUUUGAAUCAGAAGGGCAAGAGCCGACUCGUUUCGAUCAACCGCCACUCUAGGAUUGAGGACGUUAUUGAGCAGCUCAACAAGAUGUCGAAGGGUCAGAUGGUGUUUGGGGGUCGUGCUGCGAAGGAGGACGCAGAGUCCGACAAGUUGUCUCGUCGCGCUCCUCCUAGGAGCAGUCAGAGUGCGGCUGGGAAGGUGCAAGAGGGAGAGGAAGAGGGGGAGGGGUUCAAGAAGGGGUUGCGCAGGUUGUCUGGUUCUUCGCCGCUGGGAGAUGUGAAGCAGGGAGCGCCGUCUCUGGGGGGUCACAUUGGGGGGGGCAGCAAGCCGGUUCCGAUAGAUUUGGACGAUUCUGAUUCAGACAGCGACGGCCAUUCGUGUUAUAGUUUGAAGGAGAAUAGAGUGAUCCAUUCGGCGAGUGCCAAGAGUGGCGGCGUGCAUCUUAAGCCGUCUAGUAAUUCUAUUUCGAGGAUGUAUAUGGAAGAGAGACCUGGUUUGUUUGGGGAUGGCGAAGACGAUUGGGGCGACAAGAGUGACAACGACGACGAGUCGAAGAUGGAGAAGGACGGGUCGCUGAUGUCGGUGAAGAGCGACAUAUUUCACCUGGAUGGGAAGGAGGAUGGACAAGAGGGCGUUAAGUCGGAGGAUUCGGGGUACGUGUCGGGGGGCAGCGAGGAGGUGAUGUUCGAUGAGGGGGGAGAGACGGAGGCGGCUGGGACGCUGGACCGAGAUGUGCUGCUUGGAGGGGCGGGGCUGUCUCACGAGCAGGUGUCCAAGACGGGGUCGUUGAGCAACAAGACCGGUUCCGAGACGGAGCGGCCGGAAUUCAAGGAGCAGAUGCUGAACAUGCUCGGGGGCGUGCCCGAUGGCGCGGUAGACGACGACGACAUUUCAUUGAACGUGAACGCGGAUGCCAACGAGGUGACGAUUGGGUUGAGAGACAAGAGGGACGGGGAGGGUCCGUCGGUUGUCGAGGAAGAGAAGCGCGACGAAGGUUUGUCGCAAAAGACGAUUUUCGAGCCGCUUCCGGAUUUGAAGAAGAUUAACUGCAAGAAGGCGACGGAAGCGCUUCGCGUGGCGUACAGCGAGAUGUAUAGGGGUUUGUAUUUGCUGAAGAACUUCGACGACAUGAACUUGCAGGUGGUGGAGAAGCUGGCCACCAAGCACGAGAAGCACGUGGCGCCUGGGACCAGACUGAAGUUCCACCAGGAGAUACUUCCGAAGUAUUCGUUUUACAGGCCCAAGGAGCUUCGGAGCCUGAUCAGGGAGACGGAGCACGUCUAUUCGUGCGCGUUCACGAAUGGGCAUCGAACCAAGGCGAUGCGAAAGCUGCGGGUUCCGAAAGAUAGCGCAGGGAGCGUUGAGAAGGAAAACUUGUACUUUGGCUUCUUGCUCGGAGUCACGGUUGGCCUGGUCACCCUGAUGGUCUAUCUUUUCUCGAUCAUGAGCGGCCACGUGAUAGAGAAGCUGAGGCCUGGAUUCGUCGUCUUCCUCAUGCUCGCGCUCGCCAUCGUCAUGUUGUGGUACUGGGGCGUCGACAUGUACGUCUGGUCCCAUUACCGCGUCAAUUACAUCUUCAUAUUUGGGUUCAACUCUCGCGGUCACCUGAGACACCAGGACAUUUUCGACGCCGCUUCGAUUUUUUCGGUGAUUUUGGCGUUGAUGAUGAUUUUCUACGUCCUGGCGAUUUUCCAGUUGUACGACCCGAAUUUCAGGGUUGCGGGCUUUCAGUGGCUGACGGGCGUGUCGCCGGACAUCUUUCCGUCCAUGUCCAUUCUUCUCGCGGUGGCGGUGUUUCUCUUCUACUCUAUCAAGUCGCAGUUCUGGCUGGUUUGCACGCUCUGCCGCAUCUUCGCCGCGCCGUUCUACCCCGUGCUGUUCAAGGACUUCUUUCUGGCGGACCAACUGAUCAGCCUGGCCAUCAUCUUCGUCGACUUGGACAUGGUCUUUUGCUACUACCUGACGAGCGCGUUUCGAGACAAAGCGUCCAGCUGCGUCUCCUAUUUCUUCGUCCAGGUCAUCCUCAACGCCCUGCCGUACCUGUGGCGCUUCAUGCAGUGCCUGCGUCGGUUCUACGACGGCGGCGAUACGACGCAACUCUACAACGCCGGCAAGUAUGCCGUCGGGAUAGUCGCCUGCGCUCUGGCCUCCACCUACCUGUUCAACUCGAAGGCGUGGACGAUCGCCUCCUACGUCGUCCUCGGCAUUGCGACCGUCUACUCCUACAUCUGGGACGUGUACAAGGACUGGUCGGUCGGCGACAUCUACUCGAAAAACUGGCUGCUGCGCGACCAACUCCUCUAUCCGAAGCCCUGGUACUAUCUGGCGAUGGCUCUGAAUCUAGUUAUGAAGUUCCUGUGGACGCUGAACAUUUCAAAAAGCGGGACCAGCGUGUUCCACUUGGACGAAUACUGGUCGAAAAAAAUACUAGCGCUAGUCGAGGUAACUCGGCGGGCCAUGUGGAACAUCUUCAGACUCGAGAACGAACAACUCAACAACUGCGGCAAAUUCAGGGCCAUUCGAGACUUGCCGUUGCCACUGCCUCUCAUUCCAGAAGCAGAAAUCCAACUAUUUCAAAAAGACUGAAGCGGCAACCAGUUUCCUAUCUCUCUCUUUCUCCCCCCCUCUUCUUCCUCUUUUUUUUUUUUCUCCAACUGCUCAGAUCAAAGUGUGGUCUAAAGCGGGACGCUGUAAAUUUCGACGAGUUUUCCCCCGA
Messenger RNA from Schistocerca gregaria, 3286 nucleotides. RefSeq lists its product as uncharacterized. Bases 133 to 3156 code for a protein of 1007 amino acids. Gene Ontology annotation, molecular function: inositol hexakisphosphate binding. Gene Ontology annotation, cellular component: plasma membrane; cytoplasm; Golgi apparatus. NCBI's taxonomy places the organism in Eukaryota, Metazoa, Arthropoda, Insecta, Orthoptera, Acrididae. The transcript has 6 exons. Gene Ontology annotation, biological process: cellular response to phosphate starvation; phosphate ion transport. The record is from RefSeq and is a predicted model, not a curated record.